Myripristis murdjan (pinecone soldierfish) is the source of this 1398-nucleotide messenger RNA. Its product is annotated as acetylcholine receptor subunit alpha. Lineage: Eukaryota; Metazoa; Chordata; Actinopteri; Holocentriformes; Holocentridae. The coding region runs from base 1 to 1398 and encodes 465 amino acids. Gene Ontology annotation, biological process: monoatomic ion transmembrane transport. Gene Ontology annotation, cellular component: postsynaptic membrane. The record is from RefSeq and is a predicted model, not a curated record. The transcript has 9 exons. Gene Ontology annotation, molecular function: transmembrane signaling receptor activity; acetylcholine-gated monoatomic cation-selective channel activity.
AUGGGGAUGGUGUGCAGAGUAAAGAGGGCGUACAGAGCCUGUGCACUGUUCGGUAUACUGGUGUUUGUUUCAGGUGCCGCCUGGGCCUCUGCUGAUGAAACACGUCUGGUUAAAACUCUCUUUACUGGCUACAACAAGGUUGUCCGUCCUGUCAAUCACUUCAAGGACCCGGUGGUGGUUACUGUUGGCCUUCAGCUCAUCCAGCUCAUCAGUGUGGACGAGGUCAACCAGAUUGUCAGCAGCAAUGUGCGACUGAAACAGCAAUGGAAAGAUGUGAACCUGCAGUGGAACCCGGAGGAUUAUGGUGGCAUCAAAAAGAUCAGAGUUCCCUCCACUGACAUUUGGCGGCCUGAUCUGGUUCUCUACAAUAACGCUGAUGGUGACUUUGCUAUUGUCCAUGAGACCAAAGUGCUGCUGGAGUACACUGGCAUGAUCACAUGGAACCCACCUGCCAUCUUCAAGAGCUACUGUGAAAUUAUUGUGCUGCAUUUCCCCUUCGACCUCCAGAACUGCAGCAUGAAGCUGGGAACCUGGACUUACGAUGGAAACUUGGUCGUCGUCAACCCAGACAGUGACCGCCCUGACCUCAGUAACUUCAUGGAGAGUGGAGAGUGGGUGAUGAAGGAUUACCGCAGCUGGAAGCAUUGGGUGUACUACGCCUGCUGCCCAGAUACCCCCUACCUGGAUGUCACCUACCACUUCCUCUUGCUGCGCCUGCCUCUCUACUUCAUCGUCAAUGUGAUCAUCCCCUGCAUGCUCUUCUCCUUCUUGACUGGCCUUGUCUUCUAUCUCCCCACAGACUCUGGUGAGAAGAUGACUCUCAGCAUCUCUGUCUUGCUGUCUCUGACUGUGUUCCUGCUGGUUAUCGUGGAGCUGAUCCCCUCCACCUCCAGUGCUGUACCGCUCAUUGGGAAGUACAUGCUCUUCACUAUGGUCUUCGUCAUUGCCUCCAUCAUCAUUACUGUCAUCGUCAUCAACACUCACCAUCGCUCCCCAAGCACUCACACUAUGCCUGACUGGGUCCGCAAGGUCUUUAUUGAAACCAUCCCCAACAUCAUGUUCUUUUCAACAAUGAAACGCCCAAGCAAGGAGCCGCAGAGCAAAAAUAUCUAUGGUGGUGACUUUGACAUCUCAGACAUUUCUGGCAAUGCUGCCCCUCCAGCCAUUCCCUACCAGUCACCCAUCACCAAGAACCCUGAUGUGCGCAGUGCCAUUGAAGGAGUGAAGUACAUCGCAGAAACGAUGAAAUCAGACGAGGAGUCUAAUAAUGCUGCUGAAGAGUGGAAGUUUGUGGCCAUGGUGUUGGAUCACAUCCUUCUGUGUGUGUUCAUGGCAGUGUGUCUCAUUGGCACAUUAGGUGUGUUUGCAGGCCGUCUCAUUGAGCUGAGCAUGCUCUAG